AUGUCUGCUCCCACAUCCCCCAAAGCCUCAUUCGAUAUCGGGGAGCGACCCAAAUGCAGAGAUCAUACGAUUCCAGCUGCGGGGUCCGGCCACAACCGCAGCCUUUCCGGUGACGCAAAGCCAACAGAACGAAGUCCACAUCGGAGAUCAAUCCAGUUUAGCGUCGGAGGAUCCGAGGCCCUGCUACCUACUCGUUCGGCAAGCUUUAAGGAGAAGCGGCUCUCGUCGAGGGAACUGGAAGAAAAAGAAAGUGAACACAAAGCUGCCAAAUUGAACCGAGGGCCGUCUCCCCCACCGCCGAAGACUUAUGAACGAGGCGUGUCUUUCGACACAUUCGAUAAUUUCGACGCUACCGAUUUCUCCCUCACUCUGAAUUACAAACACAAGGGCUAUCAGUCCACACGUCGCAGCAGGACCUUUUUAUGCGGUACUGACCAGAACGAUUAUUCCGAAUUCGCUCUCGAAUGGCUCAUUGACGAGCUGGUGGAUGACGGGGAUGAGAUCGUCUGCCUUCGAGCAGUGGAGAAGGAUUCGCGCAUAGCCAGUGAUGCCGGGAUCGAGGAGAGGAAGUACCGCGAGGAGGCUGAGAAGCUGUUCGAACAAGUUAUCCAGAAGAACAGCCAUAAUGAGAAGGCUAUCAGCUUGGUCCUAGAACUUGCCGUCGGCAAGGUCGAGAGCAUCAUUCAACGCAUGAUUCGUAUAUACCAGCCAGCAAUGCUUAUUGUCGGCACCCGAGGACGCAAUAUGAAAGGAGUGCACAGCCUGCUUCCUGGAUCAGUCUCCAAAUACUGCCUCCAGCAGUCCCCCAUCCCCGUGAUUGUCGUGCGCCCAUCGCCAAAGCGCGAGAAGAAGAAGAAGAAGCGUCGCGCAGACCCAACGCGGCGCAGCUAUAACCACAUCUUAGAAAUGAGCGAGCAGCGCGGUAGUCAGAUUUUCGGCGCCAGUUCCAGCAACGACAGCAGUACCUCGAAACUGCCGGACGAGGAGGCUGCAGUGGCCGAGGCACUUGGUCUCCCUGCAUCAUACUCGAACGCGACCUCGCGUAGCUCGCUCUCUGUCUCGGAUCGAAGUAGCAUCAGCCACGAUGAUUCCGACGCCACCUACCCGGCCCGGAACUCGCUGAAUGGGAAGAGUCCAACGCUCGGUAGCUCCGCGGAAAGCUCCCAAGAGAACAUCGUUGCUGAUGAUGCGGCUCAGCCAUAUGCCUCGCGUUCGCAGGGUGGGGCUGCGGCUUCGCCUCCCCCAUCCGACGAUGACUCUUCGGAUUCUGACUCCUCGUCGACUACGGAGGGCGAGAGACCCGACGCGCCAGAUGAGUGCUCGGAACCACUCAAAAGCCCUAUAUCCAUCCCCAUGAUCGAAGUGUCGGAUGGACAUGAUACUCAUGACACCACAACGAAUCCCGAAAACCCUAGUGCACCUUGA
Molecule: messenger RNA, 1425 nt
Organism: Penicillium bovifimosum
Lineage: Eukaryota; Fungi; Ascomycota; Eurotiomycetes; Eurotiales; Aspergillaceae
Product: universal stress protein
Exons: 3
Coding region: 1-1425 (474 amino acids)
Source: RefSeq, a predicted model, not a curated record